AUGGGAGUAGUGCUGAGAAUGAUGGGAGAAGUGCUGGGAAUGAUGGGUGUAGUGCUAGGAAUGAUGGGAGGAGUGCUGGGAAUGAUUGGAGUAGUGCUGGGAAUGAUGGGAGUAGUGCUAGGAGUGAUGGGAACUUCCUGUGACUUUCUUGGAGUAGCCAUGAUAAUUCCACUCCUUCCAGGUCACACAAAAAGCAUGGGUGCUUCUUCUACAAUGAUUGGACUUGGUAAAUGGAGUGAUGUAGUUGGAAGACGAUGGUCAUUGCUAUGGUGUUUUGCAUUCUCAUCUGUAGGCUAUGUAAUGUUAGGCUUUUCAUCUACAAUUCUUAUACUGAUGUUGUCACGGAUACCAUCUGGUAUUUUUAAGCACACAAUGUCACUGAGUAAAGCAUACCUGACUGACAUCACCCCGGCAGAUGAACGUCCAGCAGUUUAUGGCACUCUCAAUUCUAUAUCUGGUAUAGGAUUCAUCAUCGGACCAGUGCUUGGUGGCCAUAUUGCCGAAACUGACAAUGGUUUCAUGAGAGUUUGUCUCUGCUCAGCCACCAUGUUUUUUCUUGACUUAGUUAUAACUUGGUAUUUUAUCCAACCCAUACCUGAGGACAAAAUAAAAAGAUCAACAUCAGAAAAAAAAUUUGCAUUAGAAGACCUUAAUUUAAAUCCCAUUACAUUCUUCAGGACAUUCAGCCAUAUACUAACAGGCCAAAUUGAUUUGUUUAUUAUCCGCUUUCUCUUGGGGUUUGCAGCCCUUCUUUAUCGCAGUAACUUCACUCUGAUGUUGGAGAAUGAAUAUGGGACUAGUCCUAAAACCAAUGGUUAUAUUAUAUCAAUGGGAAGUGCAGUAGCAGUACUGAGUGGAAUGUUUGUUGGACACAUAAUCAGAUUAUAUAAUAAUGAAGCAAAGCUUCUUAUACAUGCUGGAGUCAUGCAGGUCUUAGCAAUUAUCUUCCUAACAUUUUCUCCAAAUAUAUGGUUCAUAAUGAUCCUUCUAGCCCCGCUUUCAUUAUCAAAUUCAAUUGCUAGAGUUUGUUGCACAGACCUGAGUGUCAGACGUGGUCGAGUUACUGAAGUUGGUGCCGUGAUUGGUCUUAGUCAAACUGUGAUGUCAGUGGCAAGGAUGCUUACACCAUUCUUGGGUGGUGUCCUACAAGAAUUUUCCUACCAGGCACCCGGUGUUGUAGCUGCAGCUUUUGCAAUGGCAGGGACUACAGUGAUGGUUAUUUAUCCACAGGAUCAAAUAAAAUAUAAAAAGCACUAA
Saccoglossus kowalevskii is the source of this 1257-nucleotide messenger RNA. Its product is annotated as solute carrier family 67 member A2-like. Gene Ontology annotation, biological process: transmembrane transport. Gene Ontology annotation, cellular component: nuclear envelope. NCBI's taxonomy places the organism in Eukaryota, Metazoa, Hemichordata, Enteropneusta, Harrimaniidae. The record is from RefSeq and is a predicted model, not a curated record. Gene Ontology annotation, molecular function: transmembrane transporter activity.